Aspergillus udagawae is the source of this 474-nucleotide messenger RNA. RefSeq lists its product as uncharacterized. The transcript has a single exon. Lineage: Eukaryota; Fungi; Ascomycota; Eurotiomycetes; Eurotiales; Aspergillaceae. The record is from RefSeq and is a predicted model, not a curated record. Bases 1 to 474 code for a protein of 157 amino acids.
AUGCACAACCAAUACUUUCGAAAAUACCGAGGUCGAACGCUAAGUAGGUCUCUAAUUCCACAUUUCACUCGCAUAGCCACACGCACCUGCCUCUUAAACCCCGACAAAGCCCUGCCUGAUCAUCUGGUCAUCGUCUGUACCUGGCUGGGGGCCUCUGCCAAGCAUAUCACCAAAUACACGGACUUGCAUCGCUCCACCGCCUCUCACGCCCGGAUCCUGUUGAUUGAAUCCGAGGUCUCGAUCCUAGUGAGCAGCUAUGCCCGCCAGCAUCGACUGAUCCAGCCCGCCGUGGACGUUGUACUUGAAACCCUGGCACAGCGUACAGAAAUCUAUGCGCCGCGGAUCCUGUUGCAUACCUUCUCUGAUGGAGGAACUAACACCGCGACGCAGUUAUUAAUUACGCUCCGGGACACUGUCUCCCACCCGUUGCCGUUGGUUGGGCUGGACAGUAUGCCGCCAGCGAAGGGAACGUAA